UGCUUUUGCCCGACCGCAGGAGUCACCUUGCUCCACCACCCCACUUUGCGCACCCCGCUCCUACACUCAUACCACUACGCCGCGGACACAUUUGACUUUCGCCCGAGUCGCCUCUCCAAUCCCUUAUCGCACCCCUUCGCGCUUAGCAGCCAUGCCGCCGCCCGAGUACUGGGACGAGGAGGACGAAUGGUACAGCGACCGAUACACCAGCGGCGCCCGCCACGUACAUCCACCUCGAAGAGCUCGAGAUGACGCCUACGGUCGUCGCACCACCGAGUUCCUCGCGCCCGAACACCACACCUACACGACGGGCCUCCACCGCACCCGGUCGCAAGGCCAUUCUCCAGCGCCUAACGUGACCAUCUACAAUACUAGCCGCAUGGACAACGAAAGCAGCCCAAAUGUGCGCACCGAACAGCGUAGUCCCGCCCCAAGCCCUCGAUUGGCCCCACGAGGCCGCACCCGUAGGCUCGCUGAUGAUUGGGCACUUGAGGAUGAACUCGAAGAACUCAAAUUACAAGUCGCAAAGCAGCGGUCUCGCUCUCGGUCCGUGCACUACCAUCGCGACGACUCUCCUAGCCAUGAGUACGAGCGCUGGAAGCUUCAGGACACCGAACGACGACUUAAAGAAACCGAAGACAAGCUGGAGCAGGAGAGGCGCGAGGAGCUGCGCGACGAGCUGAUGAAAAAGAGAGCCGAGCUCAAGUAUAUAAAGGACAGACGAGAGCGUGAGGAAGAGGAGGCGCGGAUCAAAGCGCAAGAAGACCGCCUGAGAAAGGACUGGGAGUUAAAGCUCAAGAAGGAGGAGAUGAAGAGAAUUGAGGAUCAGAGGGAGGCUGAGGAUGACAAGAAGCGAAUCAUCCUAGAGGAACAGGCAAAGCUGGACCGACGCGCGAAGGAAAAAGAAGACGAGCGUAAGCGGAUUAUUACGGAGAACACGCUGAAGAUGGAGAGGGAAGAGCGGGAGCGCAAAGAGGCACGUCAACGAGCCGUGGACGCGUUCACUCGCGAGCAGGCCGAGAAAGAGAAAAAAGCAAAGGAAGAACGUGAUCGCAUUGUCAUGGAGUAUGAGCGCAGGAAAGUGGAAGAUGAGGUGAAAGCAAAGAAGCAGCGCGAGGAGCUCAUCAUGCAACUCAAGAUCGAAGAGGAGGAGCGAAAGCGAAAGGAGCAGGAGGAGUGGGACCGUUUCCUCAUGAAGCAGAAGAAGAAGGAAGAAGAGGAGAAGACUGCAAAGACGAAGAAGGAAAAGGAACUAGAAGAGGAAAUGCGCAAGAGGCUCGCUCAUUUCGGCUUUCAGGACAACCAGAUCCAAGCCAUGAUCAAGCCGGAGGAUGCCGCGAAACUCCAGCAGGGCAUGGCACCGAGUAACCCAUUGCGCUUGACGCACCAACCGACAUAUGUCAAAGUGCACAAGGAGCAUCUGUCUGUUGAGACCCUGCUAUACUACGAUAUUCCGUACGAGAUCGAUAGGGCCGAUCCUAAUUACAUCGUUAUCCUCCGAGAGAUGGAGCCCCGAGAAACCGAGAUUCUCUUCGAACACACGCGUCGCCUCCGCACCCGAGGCUCCUCCCGUCUCCUCAUCGAAGAGCGCCACGACCACGGAAAGCCCGAAUACGCUUGGGUGCGUCGGAGGAAGCCCUCGCGAUCCCCGUCCCGCCGCCGAAGCUCACCAAAGAGGGUUGUUGGUAUCAAGGAGAUGUUCUUUUGAAUAGGCAACAUAGAUAUCGGGUCCCCAUAUCAUUUGUAUACUCUGGCUUGAGCAGGAGUGGCGUCUUGUUUUUUGUUCUUUCUACCAGACAAGAGGUGAGGCAAAUUCUAGCCGCAUCAGGAAUGUUUUCAUACCUUCCAUACCUCUACUCUGUGGAACAUGGCAGAAGGGAGUAACGGGUCUGUCCCUAGAUAGACACAGUAUGUCCUUUGGAAUUUUGAACGUUUCAGCUAGCUACACAGACAACACAUUCAAGUAACCAAGCCCGGUCGUACGGCAGCAGAAGUCGCACCUGUUGUGGAGCUGAGCUUCGUUGUCCAGCAUCUGCGCAUGCAAGUCAGCUUUUGCUCACCGGUC
This is a messenger RNA of Trematosphaeria pertusa, 2065 nucleotides long. RefSeq lists its product as uncharacterized. The record is from RefSeq and is a predicted model, not a curated record. Bases 152 to 1708 code for a protein of 518 amino acids. The transcript has 2 exons. Lineage: Eukaryota; Fungi; Ascomycota; Dothideomycetes; Pleosporales; Trematosphaeriaceae.